Dichotomopilus funicola is the source of this 3441-nucleotide messenger RNA. RefSeq lists its product as uncharacterized. The transcript has 11 exons. Gene Ontology annotation, biological process: DNA repair; DNA replication. Gene Ontology annotation, cellular component: nucleus; mitochondrion; Slx1-Slx4 complex. The record is from RefSeq and is a predicted model, not a curated record. The coding region runs from base 1 to 3441 and encodes 1146 amino acids. Gene Ontology annotation, molecular function: 5'-flap endonuclease activity; hydrolase activity, acting on acid anhydrides, in phosphorus-containing anhydrides; DNA binding. NCBI's taxonomy places the organism in Eukaryota, Fungi, Ascomycota, Sordariomycetes, Sordariales, Chaetomiaceae.
AUGGCGCACGACGCUUCAGUUCUUGUCAUAUCUUCCUCGCCCGAGUUUCCGUCCAUUUGCGACCUUGUCCCGACCGCGCGUAGGAAACCAGCGUUGCGUUCUGGUACCAACGCAAUCCCCAUACCUGACGAUGCGCAGAGCACGUUCACAAGCGCGGCUACCGUCUGGCGAACGUCAAUAUUACCGCAGCCUGGGGAAAGCGAUUCCCAGACAGGCCUGUCCACAAAAGCCACAUUGCCUCCCCAGGUCGGGGUGGUCUCCCAGAUCACAAAUGAGGGCUUAGGGCGUGCUGGGACACAGUCACAGGCAGCGAGCGCGGCGGGGUCAAGAGAAAACGGCCCGACGGACCCUCCGAAUCCGACAGUUUCAGUCAAGAAGUCGAGGAAACCAAGGUCAAAAAAGGAACCGACUCGGGCGCAAACCACAUUACCACCGGGAAAGGUCACCAAACCGUCCGCGAAGGGAACACACAGCAAGAAGAAGGUCGAGACAGUAAGCAAACAUUUUCCCCCUCCGGUUCCAGCCCGUGCGGUUCAGGCCGAGCUUUCUUCUUGCCUACUCGAGGGUGAAGCGGUGAUCCUCGAGCCCGCGAUGAAGAGAAGGACGGACUCCUGGACGCCACCCCGGCCACAUGAGCAAAUCCCGAGUUUCAGAGGCUCCCCCGUCCACAAUGAACCCGCGUCUUCAACCAACGUUGCUACGGAUGACGUGUUUAAGACACUCCAGGACACCUAUGGAUUAGCUGCAACUUCCGAACCCACUAUCAACCCAACCAUCGAACCCACCGUACACGGAGGACAAGCCGACGUGUUUGGAAAACGGAAGUUAAUCGACAUGGUUGCACUCGCCGGGAACAAGGAAAUGGUACCCGAGGUCUCUCCCAGCAAACCAGGGGUUGUGAAGAAGAAGCCGCGGACCAUAACGGAGUUGGCCACGGCGGCAUAUCGGGUUGCAAAAGAGGAGGACGCGACUGGCACAAAAUCCCAACAAGAGUCCGUUCCCAGUUGCCCUCCAACCUCCGUUGAUCAACCAACGGACCCAAUUAAGUCCGCAACUGCGAACAAGGUCUCGAAAUCCAAGGCGUCCAAGAUGCCUAGGGUGCCCAAAGUGCCCAAGCUGCCCAAGAAGAAGCCACAGCCGCCGAAACCUGUUUCCAAACAAGAUUUCGUGUUUGGGACUGCCAGUCAACUGGCGGCCGAGGAUGACCCAGCCCUUCUCCGAGCCUUACAUGAGGCUAUGAGGGACCUAACCCCUUCGAAAACUGGUCUUGCUAUGCGCCACGGCCGGCCUAGAUCUGAACUUUGGAUGGCAGGCGCUCGUUAUGGCGAUGGGGAUCUUUUAGACACAGAGGUGUUGGACCUCACAGGCUCCUCCCCCUCGCGAUCCACGCCCUCGGGAUCUCCAAGCCGGCAAGCCCCGGUCGAAAGUCCCACGUCCGAUGCAGCUUUGCACAUUGCUACCCCUCCUUCCGCCGAGUGGCCCGACCCAGUUCCUUCUCCUGCUCUGCCCUCGGCACCCGCAAUAAGCCUUUGUGACGAAUCUAGUCCUGCUGUGGAGGUUUGCCAGCAAAUGCCGCCUCCAGUACCCGAGCUCGAACCACCGCCAAGCAACCAAGAGCAGCACCAAUUGUUAUUAUCGCAGUCAAACAGCCCGCAGCACAAAGGGCCUGCAGCGUUGUCACUCCCAAAUUAUGAACUCUACACCGAUGCCCGUCUGGCUACAGAAGUGGCUUCUUUUGGUUUCAAAGCGUGCUGGGAAAGUCAGGGCAAGCCCCCACCAGGAACGUUGGGCAGUUUCCAAGCCGCCUCGCCUCCUCGGCCUAGAGGCCGACCCAGGAAGAAUCCGGUGGCCGCUGAACCCGAUGACGUCCAAGUGGUAGCUGCGAAACCGGGGCGUAAGAAGAAAUCGGCCGCGAGUGGGGCGGAGAGUAGGCCGGGAAAGAACUCGACGGCUUCGCCGAUGCCGGGAGCCUCCCCUUCCAAACGUGGCCGGAAAAGAUCCGUUUCCCUCCAGCCUACUGAUACAGAGGCGCCUCUGGCCGAGAAAAAAACACGGGGAAAGCCUAAGAAGGACACAACGAGUGCAUCUGCAACAAGGAUCACCACGUCGCGCCGGACUACCUCGCCAAAACGCACCAAAUCUCCCAAUAAACAACCGACCACGCCAAAGUACCGCAAGGGUUCCAGCACGGACAUAAUCGAAAUUCCCGACUCAGACUUAGACGACGAGGCCACGGAUUGCGCAUCGUCAUCCUCCUCUAUCGGGGAUGUUGAGUUAUUCUCCUCGCCGGGUUCCCAAGCCGGCAUAGACAUCUCUCUCACAGAAGAUACGGAAACCUCGCUACUUGGGGGAAUCCGAACGUCGGACGAAGACUCGCGCUUUCAGUCCAUCACCCGGGCUAUCCAAAGCGCACCGCGCAGCACAGAUCCGUCUAAGCCGAGCUGGCAUGAGAAAAUGCUCAUGUACGACCCGAUUAUCAUUGAGGACCUGGCAGCAUGGCUCAAUGCGGGGCAGCUGGAUCGUGUUGGUUUCGAUGAGGAGGUAACGCCGUGGGAGGUCAAGGAGUGGUGCGCCAGUAAGAGUGUACACGAGGAUGGACCUGCUUACCGGCUCGCUGCCAUUCGAGAGACGUUCGAAGAGAGCGGGAUUUUGCUAGCCAAAAGAGCUGGUCAGACACGCGAGCAAGGAGGACUGCUGCAGUUGUCUGAUGACGUCCGGGAGGACGGAAGGAAGAAGGUGCAUGCGAAUGAGGUGAGGUUCGAGGAGUGGGUGAGGGAGCAGGGCGGGGAGCCCGAUGUUGAUAACCUCAUCCCCUUUACCCGUUGGAUAACCCCCCACGGCCCACCAAAACGCUUCACGACGCAAAUGUACCUGUAUAUGCUCCCGCUCUCCUCGACAAGCACCACGACUACCGGCAGCGGCUUAGUUCAACAGCAAACUCGUGAACUCGUAAUCCCCGCGCCAACCCACGACGGCGGAGUCGAACACACCGCCGCAGCCUUCGACCACGCCAGCACCUGGCUCGCACGAGCCCGCGCCGGCGAGAUCAUUCUCUUCCCACCCCAGUUCUACCUCCUCCACCUUGUAUCCGCUUUCCUCGACUCCGCCGCUCCCACGUCGUCUCCAUCAUCUCAACAAGAUCAUCAUCAUCAAACCGCCCGCACGUCGCUGCUUAACUUCCUCGCCCACACCCCCACCUCCUCAUCUUCCCCAUUUACCUCCACGACAACAAACCACCCCACAGCCUCCAUCUCCUGGGGCCAAAAAGUCAUCAGCCCCGCCGUGCUCUUCAUGCGUAGUCGUGACGGACGCGUCGUGCUAGGGCUGGAUAAACCCGGGCCGGAACUGCGCGGGAGCGAUCCCUCGGCGAAAGGAGGAGAUAUGGAGAGGGUGGUGCUGGUCAAGUUCCAGGAAUUGAGGGAAGCUGAAACAGACGGAUAG